CGUCCGUCUGGCAUAGGCCUAUGUUGUAUACAUAGACCAACCAAAAAUAGCCCAAAUAGCAAGAAAGCCUCCCGUGUCAACGCCCCCUAAAGAAAUCCAACACCGUGCGACUAUUAUCUCCAGGAUGUUGUGUGUUGCUCUUUUGUUGGUUGUGAGCUCAACUCCGAGCGCAUUUAUCUCCUCUCAACGAAACGGAACCGCCCAACCCCUGAAGCUGCUUCAGCAUUACGUCAGUCACUGGCCGAGGUGCGUGCAGCAGCGCACGCAUACCUUGAACCAUAGCAGUACAGAAACAUCACUACCCACAACGCUACCGAUUGUGCGCAUGCGCGCUCCGAGCGGGAAAACUACAAACGCGUGAGCUCCGAUUGGCUAGGGACACAAAGAACUACAGCUCCCAAUAGACAUGCGCAAAAAGUCCCUCUUAAAGCCUUUUAAAUUUACGUGCAAAAUGGCUGCACAGGUCGACCUACUGUGCGUCAAAGUAGAGGAGAAGAGCAGGGACAGCUUUGACAAAGCCACCAAAGAGAAGAAACGGAAGAAAAAACGGGAAUGUUCGCCGUCCGAUGACAAGCGCGAGAGAGCGGAGAAGGAAGCGAAGAAAAUAAAGCUAACGUUACAGCACCACCAACGAGCGCAUCCACCGCACCAACAACAGAACAGCCAAGCGCGCAACUUCAGCAAAGAGCAGGCACCUGUGCAACACCGCCAUCAUCAACAGCAUCACCUCCUCAGCUCCAAGAAAGAAUUACCUCCGGGCUGGCCGCCGCGAAAAGUGACACCAGCAGCCCACGUCCCGCAGAAGACAGUCCUGCCACCUUCCCCGCUGUUCACUUUCACGCCACUCAAAGUAGCGAAGGCCGAGACCCCCAAUAACAAGCCCAAACACAUCGAGAAGGACGCCAAACUCAAGCCCAAGAAGGAAAACGCCGAGGCGAAUGUUAAAGUGGGGGAAUGCAAAAAAAAGAAAGAGCCCCAUAGUGAGAAUGGCAAAACCCAGACCCUGGAAGAAUACCUUUUAAAGAAAAAGAAAAAGAAGCGGCGGCAUCGUGAAGAUGAGCGUGGCAAGAAGUUGCACAUACACAACAAAGAGGUCCAGACAAUGUAUACAGGAUUGACAGGAGAUGCUCUGCCAUCUUCUGAAGACCCUGUGUUACAUGUGUACAUCAAAGAUGAGAAGCCGUGUCCAGGCUUAGGUGAGUACUACACUCCCAAAGCUGAGAAGAAGCCGUUCCUCUCACACCAAGACCACUACAUCCGCAGCUCGUGGCUUCAGACCAACGGCUCCUUCAGCAGACUGAUCCAUGAGGAAAAGCAGCCCAAUGGAGGGGCAUCUGUACUACACGCAUACGCAGAUGAACUGUCUUUACUGCGACCGGGGGACACUGAAAGAUUCGCCCAGGAGUUUCUGGAUCUCGCCUUUGCUGAACACCCUAAAGGAGCCGCACGCUACGCACUCGCAGUGGUGCACGGAGCGGCUGCCUACCUGCCUGAUUUCUUGGACUACUUUGCCUUCAAUUUCCCAAACACACCUGUCAAGAUGGAAAUCCUUGGUAAAAAGGACAUUGAGACCACCACGAUUGCCAACUUCCACUCCCAGGUGAGCCGAACGUACUGCUCAGGGACAUAUAGAGCUGGUCCCAUGAGGCAAAUCAGUCUGGUCGGUGCAGUAGAUGAGGAGGUGGGCGAUUACUUCCCGGAGUUCUUGGACAUGCUUGAGGAGUCUCCGUUUCUGAAGAUGACUUUGCCAUGGGGCAGCCUGUCUAGCCUAAAGCUUGACUGCAGGUCUCAGAGUGAUGAUGGUCCCAUCAUGUGGGUGAGACCAGGAGAGCAGAUGGUCCCCACUGCCGAUAUGCCCAAAUCUCCAUUCAAGAGACGAAGAUCAAUGAAUGAGAUCAAGAACUUGCAUUACCUACCGAGAACCAGUGAACCACGUGAGGUGCUCUUCGAGGAUCGGACGCGAGCCCACGCUGAUCAUGUUGGCCAGAGUUUCGACUGGCAGAGUACAGCAGCUGUGGGUGUCCUGAAAGCAGUGCAGUUUGGGGAAUGGAGUGACAGGCCACGAAUAACCAAAGAUGUGGUCUGUUUUCACGCUGAGGACUUCAAUGAGGUUGUUCAAAGGCUUCAGCUAGACCUGUAUGAGCCACCUGUGUCACAGUGUGUCCAGUGGGUGGAUGAUGCCAAACUCAACCAGUUACGGCGAGAAGGCAUCCGCUACGUUCGCAUGCAGCUCUGUGACGACGACAUCUACUUCAUUCCUCGUAACGUGAUCCACCAGUUCAAAACCGUCUCAGCCGUGUGCAGCCUCGCGUGGCACAUCCGUCUAAAGCAGUACUACUCCGAGGAGGAGAAAUCAAAGGAUGUUAAGACCAAGGACCUGUGCUCCACCUCAUGUCCUCCCCACUCUUCAUCCCCUGUUCACCCGGACACCAAAGUCACCUCUUGCGCCCAGCUACAAACGAACACGGCACAAGGUGGAGUGGCCAAAAUGGACGAACUGGUUUUCCAGAGGCCCGCAACGCCACCCAGAGAGCAGCAGCCCGCGCCUCCACAGCCGGCUAAAUCCGCCCACACUGUUUCUGCCACUCCCUGUACGGAGACAGGUCCUGUCCCAGCACCCUGCCCUCUGUACUCGCCCAUACCAGAGCAAAUGCUUCCACAGACUCCCGCCGAGCCUGUAUCAGACUCCUCACUCGACGGCAGCAGGUCCACAGAUUUCCCCAAAUGACUUCAGACUUGACUGACAUUCCACAGUGUAAAAAAGGUAUAUCUGGACUUUGCCUAAAAAUGAUGAAGACUGUUUAUUUUUAUUUUUUAGCUUUUGGUUAAGAAAAUGACCCCAUAAGUACUUUUUAGGUUUUUCUCAGCCAAAAUAUUUAAUUUGAAGUAUAUAUUUGCUGAUUAUUACUCAGUAUUUGUUUAUAUAUUAUUAUAAAUGAGAUGAACUUAUAUCUCAAGAGGGACUUUUCACGUUUUCAUCAUGUGCAUCAUGUUGAUUUGCUAAUUGGUUU
This is a messenger RNA of Sinocyclocheilus grahami, 3011 nucleotides long. Its product is annotated as round spermatid basic protein 1-like. The record is from RefSeq and is a predicted model, not a curated record. Gene Ontology annotation, cellular component: nucleus. Lineage: Eukaryota; Metazoa; Chordata; Actinopteri; Cypriniformes; Cyprinidae. The coding region runs from base 407 to 2728 and encodes 773 amino acids. The transcript has 7 exons.